AAAAUUAUUUUCAAAUGUACUGUGUGGGUCCAAUUCUUACUGUUUUCUUGUGUAUCAGAUGAUACAGGAAAUCGACUUCGGUUCCAGCUGGAGUUAGAGUUUGUUCAAUGUCUGGCAAAUCCAAAUUACCUCAACUUUCUUGCACAAAGAGGCUACUUCAAAGACAAAGCUUUUGUAAAUUAUCUUAAAUAUUUACUGUAUUGGAAAGAACCUGAAUACGCAAAAUACCUGAAGUAUCCUCAAUGUUUGCAUAUGUUAGAGCUGCUCCAAUAUGAACAUUUCCGCAAAGAACUGGUAAAUGCUCAGUGUGCUAAAUUUAUUGAUGAGCAACAGAUUCUUCACUGGCAGCACUACUCACGGAAAAGAAUGCGCCUCCAGCAAGCACUUGCAGAACAGCAGCAACAAAACAGCACCUCUGUAAAAUGAAAAGCAUAUGGAAGAGUGAUGAUAAAGUGUACUUUGUGUCAGUUGAACUGUUUAGAAGAGAGGAAUGAACCCUUCCAUUUGGCUGUGGGUGUGUGUACAUUUAAUUUUUGAUUUAUCAAGUGACUGGGUUUUUAUCAACUUCUUUAAAGAUACAAGACUGAUAAAACACCUACUUCUGCAAUUUAUUUU
This is a messenger RNA of Opisthocomus hoazin, 615 nucleotides long. The record is from RefSeq and is a predicted model, not a curated record. NCBI's taxonomy places the organism in Eukaryota, Metazoa, Chordata, Aves, Opisthocomiformes, Opisthocomidae.